AAUAAGUGCAACCAUGGGACAAUUUUGCAUGUGAGUGUCCAGUGUCUCACACCAAGAGGACAAUUAAGGGUUCAAGAAUCAAGAGAGAGAUACCAAACAAAGGCUCUGAAUGCGGACAAUGAUGAUGCAACUAUUGAGUCUAAUGGAUCUAAUCAUUCAUAUGUACAGAAUGUUGGAUCUCCCUCCAUUGGAGAUUUGGUCUCUGCCUCUGCUCCUCCAGAAGUUGAGAGUAGGGCAACAAGUUACUCUGGACCUGGUUCACAUGGCAGUUAUAACUCAGCCGAGGGGUCCAUAGGAAGGGGAGGCAUCUCUCAAAAUAACUCUUUGAGAGAUGAUGGACCCAGCCGAAUUGGAAAACCUGAUUCAGUCAGUUUCCAGAACAAAAGACAUAGUUGAGGAACUUCGGGCAGAAGCUAUGAUGUGGGAGAUGAAUGCUCGGAAACUGAUGGUUGAUUUGGACAUGUUGAGGACAGAAUUCUCAGAACAGUCUAAAAAUCUGGCAGAUUUAAGAGUGGAGCUUUCAGAUUCAUGUGUGGAACGUGAGACAUUGAGAAGAGAAGUUCAACAAUUGAGGCAGUCAUUGGAGGACCAGAUGGCAAAACAGAAAGCAUUGGAGGAUUCAUCAUCUCAAGGUGAAUUUACUCCAGAAGUAGAGAAGGCUCUUAAAGAUGAGUUGAAGUUUCAGAAAGAAUCCUAUACCAACUUGUGUUUGGAAUUGAAGAGGAACCAGGAAGCGAAUCUUGAGCUUGUUUCUAUUCUCCAUGAGCUUGAAGAGACCAUAGAACAGCAGAAAAUUGAGAUAGAUAGUCUUUCAGCUUUGGAGAACAAAAGGCUUGACGUUGAAAGCGCAGAGAAUACUAUCAACAAAAACCUUGUGGAUCUUGAAAUACAAUAUGAAAGCAAAUUAUCUGCAAAAGAGGGGGAGAUUUUAAAUUUGAAAGCAAAGUUGUCUGAGUCCCUCAAAGAAAGGUGUAACACAGAGAUUGUGUCUCGAAAUGGAGGUGAUGUGGAUCUGAUGAGUGAAAUUGAAGUUUUGAGAGGAAAAGUUCAAGAGCUAGAGAUGGAAUGCAAUGAGUUGGCAGAUGAAAAUCUUGAGCUUUUAUUCGAGCUUAAAAAAGUGAAGAACAAUUCAAGAAGGGGAGCAUGUGUGGAUUUGCAGCCAGAUAUCUCAGAUGCCUUCCAAGCACUCCAUUUAGAAGACAAGCUUGAAGCAGGAGUCAUAGGCGAGGUUAAAAAUGAUGAUCAGAUUUCAAUUCAAGGGCUCCAGAGUUCAAAAGUUGCUCUUGAAAUCAGAAUGGCAGAACUGAAUAAUGAGGUGACUGAUAAAACAUCUCAGAUGGCAGAUCUUGACGCUAAUUUGUUAUCUAAGGAAAAGGAGAUCAGGGUUCUGCAGAAUCGACAGAGUGAGUUGGAAGCAAAGGUAUGCGAGUUUCAGGAAGAAAAAAAUCAACUAGAGGAGCAUAUGGGGGUCAUGUUGAAAGAAAGAGAUAUUAACACUAAAUGCUUGAAUGACUUGCAAAAUGACUUGGGAAUUCUUAGCAGGAGCAUGGACUCCCAUGUUUCUGCCAAUGAAAUUCUCAGAAGAAAAUCGUUGGAGCUUGAAAAUGGAAAACAUGAACUGGAGCGUCACAUGUCAGACCUGGAAAAGGAAAAAGGACAAUUGGCAAUGCAAAUGUCUGUUUUAGAAGCUCAACUAAUGUAUUUGACAAAUGAGAGAGAUUCUGGUCUAUCAGAAUUAGAGAACUCCAGAUCUCACGCCAAAAUGCUUCAAGAGGAGAUUAUGAAGAUAAAGUCUGAGGUGGAUUCUUCAAUAGAAGAUUUGAAACAGAACUUAAAGGUGACACAGUGUCAGUUGUCAGAAUCUCAACAAAAAUGUGAAUAUCUAAGAAGAGCAAAUCUGCAGUUACAAACUACUAUUGAGAAUCUCGCUAAAGAAUGUGAUUCUCUUCAGAAAUUAAAUGGAGAUUUAGGAAAGCAAAAGCAGGAAUUGCAAGUGCAUUGCUCAAUCCUCGUAGAUAGGUUGGGAGAAUCAGACCAAAAAUUUACAGAUUGCUCUGAAAGAGUAGAGCUCUUGGAAAAUAAAUUUGCUUUUGUGCUGGAAGAGAAUGCCUCAAAGGAGAAGAGUCUAAUUUCAGAAUUAGAUGUUCUUGUUGAUGAAAAUAUCAGACAGAACGAGCAUGGUGAAAGCUUGAUGAAUCAGAUUCUCAUGGAGAAGACAGCAGAAAUUCAGAGCCUUCAACAAAAAAUUGAGCAUCUUUGUAUGGAACUUUCAGCUACUCGUAAUGAAAAUGAAAGGAUAGCUUCCAAUGCUACCCUUGAAAUUUCUGCAUUAACUGCUGAUAAAGCCAAACUGCAAUAUGCCUUUGAAGAAGUUCAAUCUGAUGUCAUUUCAACUAAGAAUGAGAUGAAUAUUAUGCAGACAGAUUAUGAACGAAAGCUGCAGGACCUCACAACCCAGUUUUCUGCUUUCAAAAGUGACCAGGAAAUUUGGAUGGCUGACCAUGAAAAGUUGUUGAAGCAGGUGGACGAUUACAAAUCUCGAGAACUAACAGUCAAUAGCACUCUGAAAUCCCUUGAAUUAAAGCUUAACGUCACUGAAUAUGAAAGGCAACAGCUUAUGGAGGAGUCUGAGAAUUUGAAGAUUCAACUGCAUCAGAUAGAAAGAUUUGAGAAUGAAAAUAUGGCUCUUAGAAAUGAGCUCAAAUCAACCAAUUCUGAGAAAGAAACACUGGGAGCAUCUUUAUGCUUGAUUUCUGAAUCAUGUGAGAAUCUGAAGGCAGAGAAAAAAUCACUUGUGGAAAAGAUUUUAACCUUGGAGAAUGCUGUGUCUGAAUUGGAAGACUGCAGAAGGAGUAGAGUAUCCUUAGAAGAAAAGCUUAUGCGGAUGGAGAGUGAUUUGAAGGAAAAGGAAACAAUAUCUGCUCAGGAAGCUGAGAAGAAAAAUGAGCUCAGUCACAUCAAAAGAAUAAACAGGCAUUAUCAACAAACAAUACGAUUACUAGACAAGGAAAAGGAUGAGUUCAAGACAAAAGCCGAAGCCCUUGAAGAAGAAAUGAAACUAAUAAAGGAACAAAAGCAAAAUCUGAAGUCUGAGAUUAAUGGGAAGACAUUACGUGCUCAUGAAGCUCUGGAGAAUUCUGUUGUGCAGAAUCCUGGUCAACAUCGUGGGAAUAGGACAAAGUCAUUCUUCAGAAAUGAUAGAGAAAAGGUGCAGGAUGAACGGGACAUUUCCACUGGCAAGCAUCAGAGCGAGGUGGAAAAUGAAUUUGGACUUCUUGAUGGGAGUGCUCAUGCUGUUGAAGCUGAUUCAUUGUCAAAUAUUGAGUUACAUGAGACUGAACUAAUAAAAGCUGAAGGAGCAAAUAACAUGAUUGAAGAUCAAUCAAACUGGGGUCAAUCCCAAGGCCGGAAUCACAAGGAAGCCCCAAUGGCAGACGGUGACAUAGUGACAAAAGAAAGAUUUGAACGAACAAAAUCAGUGCUAGAGGCUGAGUUGAGAGACCUUCAGGAGCGUUACUUCCAUAUGAGCCUAAAAUUUGCUGAGGUAGAAGCACAACGUGAGGAACUUGUAAUGAAACUGAAGGUAGCUAAGAACCAAAAGGAUGUGACCCUUUAA
Molecule: messenger RNA, 3616 nt
Organism: Neltuma alba
Lineage: Eukaryota; Viridiplantae; Streptophyta; Magnoliopsida; Fabales; Fabaceae
Product: cingulin-like
Exons: 8
Coding region: 332-3616 (1094 amino acids)
Source: RefSeq, a predicted model, not a curated record